This is a messenger RNA of Vigna radiata var. radiata (mung bean), 2326 nucleotides long. Its product is annotated as probable leucine-rich repeat receptor-like protein kinase At1g35710. Gene Ontology annotation, molecular function: protein binding; protein kinase activity; ATP binding. Gene Ontology annotation, biological process: protein phosphorylation. Lineage: Eukaryota; Viridiplantae; Streptophyta; Magnoliopsida; Fabales; Fabaceae. The record is from RefSeq and is a predicted model, not a curated record. The coding region runs from base 179 to 2233 and encodes 684 amino acids. The transcript has 2 exons.
CAGUAGUAGUGCAUAAACUUUAGCAUUGACAACAAUUUCAAAACAUUUCCAUCCUGGAAAGUAGAAAUAAUUCAGAUUAGAGUCUCUAAGUCAAGCAAUGGUCUUGUGAAAUUCUACGCGUUUGGGCUCUUCUACUCAUUCCGGGUUAUCCCAGUAUAAGAAUGAGCAGAUAGGUAGCAUGGUAUUGAGUGAACAUAAUUUGGUGAAACUUGAGUUUCUCAUAAAUAUACCUUCUAUUUAUUACCUCUAUUCGAAGAGGAUGCAGUUUUUGGUUUACAAUUUCCAUCUUUUUAUUUAUGCUUUGCUUUUAAUGGGCUCUGUUUUAGAGUUUGGAUGCGUGUCUACACCAUCACAGCUUCAGUUGGAAGCAAACGCUAUAAUCAGUAGUAGAUGGUGGUCUCUGUCAGAUUCAGAUGAUAUCUGUUCAUCGACUGAAGGUAUAAGUUGCAAUGAUGUUGGAAGUGUAACUCGUAUAGCAUAUGAAUAUCCCGAACAACCGAUUGAAUUAGCAACACUAAACCUCUCUGCUUUCAAGAAUUUGGAACAUCUUGAGGUCUCCUAUAGUCUAAAAGGUACUAUUCCAUCUCAAAUUGGAAAUCUUUCAAAACUCACUUAUCUUGAUUUAUCUCACAAUUCUCUUCAAGGUNAAAUACCUGCAUUACUAGGANAUCUUUCAAAACUCACUUAUCUUGAUUUAUCUCACAAUUCUCUUCAAGGUGAAAUACCUGCAUCACUAGGAUAUCUAACCAAUCUAUUGACCCUGAUAAUCUCUAACAACAAAAUCAAUGGAACCUUGCCCAUUUCACUUUCAAACCUCAUGAACCUUCAAAAUAUUGACAUUUCACACAAUCUACUCACCGGUUCCCUUGAACCUUUCUCAGUCGGAUAUUUUCCACUUUUGAAAAGUCUGGAUCUAAGUUACAAUAGUCUUAUCGGAGGAAUUCCUGUGUCCCUACAUAAUGUCCACUAUGUGGACCUUUGCUUCAAUAAUAUGAAUGGUCCCAUUCCAAAUGGUGUGAGUCCAUAUGCACUAAUGGGAAACAAGGGUGUAUGCAGCAACGUUUCACAUAUACAAAUCAAUUUCCAAUUUCAGCCUUGUCCAGUCAACCAGAAGAAACAAAAACGAAGGCAGUUGGUCAUAAUUCUUUUCAUCACCAUAUUUCUAAUCAUGGCCUUCUUACUACUUUUAUAUAUGAGGCACAACUGCAUUGUAGCCAAGAAAAAACAUGAAAUGAUAACUGAAAAAUCUAAGAAUGGGGACUUGUUUUGCAUAUGGAACUAUGACGGAAGCAUAGCCUAUGAAGACAUCAUUACAGUAACCGAAGACUUUGAUCUCAAAUAUUGUAUAGGAACAGGUGCGUACGGAAGCGUCUAUAGGGCUCAAUUACCUAGUGGAAAGAUUGUUGCGGUGAAGAAACUCCAUGGUUUUGAAGCAGAGGUCCCCACUUUUGAUGAGAGUUUCAGAAACGAAGCCAAAGUACUAUCGGAAAUAAAGCACCGACAUAUAGUAAAGCUCCAUGGAUUCUGCUUACACAAAAGAAUAAUGUUUUUGAUCUAUGAGUACAUGGAGAAAGGAAGCUUGCUUUCUGUGUUGUUCGAUGACAGGGAAGCAAUAGAAUUUGAUUGGAAAAAGAGGGUUAACACAGUGAAAGGAACUGCACAUGCUCUCUCAUAUCUCCAUCAUGAUUGUGUCCCUCCAAUAGUGCAUAGAGACAUAUCAGCAAGCAACGUCUUGCUUAACUCCAAGUGGGAGCCCACUGUUUCCGACUUUGGCACUGCCCGAUUUCUCAACCUUGAUUCAUCCAAUCNAACUAUAGUUGNUGGAACCAUUGGAUACAUAGCACCUGAGCUUGCAUAUACAAUGGUUGUGAAUGAAAAGUGUGAUGUGUAUAGCUUCGGAGUGGUGGCAUUGGAAACUUUGAUGGGAAAACAUCCUAAAGAAAUACUCUCAUCACUUGAUUCAACUUGUACAGAUGGUGGCAUUAAAUUAUGUGAAAUAUUAGACCAACGCCUCUCACACCCAACAUUCACAGUUUUGCAAGACAUAGUUGUUGUUGCUAUUGUGGCUUUUGCAUGCUUAAAUCCCAAUCCUUGCUCUCGCCCAACAAUGAAACAAAUCUCUCAAUGUUUCGUGAGUCAGCUCACACCAUUCAAAAUUCCUUUACGUGAUAUUUCGCUGCAACAACUCAUGAGUCAAGUACUCAGACACAACUUAAAUUUAUCAACUUUUUGAAAUCUUGUUGUAAGAAUUUAGAGUCUAACAACUUUACAUGUAGAUUUUGUGGUUGUUUAUUAGAAAACAUUUUGGAAUUCUAUUCUUUUUAAG